Messenger RNA from Tupaia belangeri chinensis (Chinese tree shrew), 1635 nucleotides. RefSeq names its product F-box protein 48 (gene FBXO48). Gene Ontology annotation, molecular function: protein binding. Bases 234 to 794 code for a protein of 186 amino acids. The transcript has 4 exons. Lineage: Eukaryota; Metazoa; Chordata; Mammalia; Scandentia; Tupaiidae. The record is from RefSeq and is a predicted model, not a curated record.
AAGCGAGGCCAGAGUGGGCGGGACGUGAAGGACUAUGGGGAAGAAUUCGAAAUCGGAAGGCUGUCAUUCCAGGGAAGAGCAGCUGCCACUGCCCAGUCACUUGCUCAACAUGGCCCCUUACUGGUGAGAUUAGCAGUGGAUUUCAUACACUUGAGGCGGUGGUGGACAAAACAGCAUGAGAGCAAAUCAAGCACAAGAGAAAAGCGUGCCAUCAAAGGAGUCGGUAAAACAGGAUGUCUGAGGCUGCUGCCCGUGUAACACAGCCCAUGCUUGUAUGGGAAAGUGUCGUGUUUAUUACAUGUGAGGAUAAUCUACCAGAGCAUCGAGCUAUGCCGAUAAGUUCUGAGAACAAUGAUUCAAGAGUUUCUGAGAUACACUUGAACCCUGUGAAUGCUGAGAAAGAAAAACAUGACAGUCAAAACAACAUUUUUAAUGAGAUGCCUCUAGAAAUCACUUUAAAAAUUUUUAGUCAACUAGACAUUCAGAGUUUGUGCAAAGCUUCAAUGACAAGCAAAAGCUGGAAUUCCAUUAUAAGAAACUAUGACUCCUUAUGGAAACCUCACUGCUUGACUGUAAGAGCUGUGUGCCGAAGAGAAAUUGAUAACGAUCUAAAAAGUGGUUAUUCCUGGAGGGUAACACUGCAGAGGAAUUACCAGAAGAGUAAAGUGAAAAGUGAAUGGCUUAGUGGCAGAUACAGCAAUAUAUGUUCUCCCAUUAACCUUCCGGAAAAAAACAUGUGCCCAAUGGAUGCAGAAACAUGGGGGGAAAUUCUAGACGCAGAACUGGAAAGAUAAGUGAAAAAAUCACAAACAGAUCUUGUAAGAUCUUUGAGAGUUUAAGACUAAAUGACUCUGAGGUUGCAAAAGGUGUUCUCUUUAUCUGUUCACCUUUUUUUUUUAACCUUUUAAAUAUUUAUCAUAUAAAGAAAAGUGAAGUAGAAAAUAUAUAAUACUUUACUUUCAUUUUGCACUUCAGUAAAUGUAUUUUUCUAGCGUUGGGUAAUGUGAAAACUCAUGGAAUGUUAUUUAUAUAGAAAUUAAUAUACUGAUGGAGUGAUUUCAAAAUGUAUUGUUUCAUGUCUAUCACAAUACUUUAAAUAAUAGAGUUCAAUUGGUCUUUCCUGCUUAAUGAUAAUUCAAAAUCUCAGGAAACUGAAGAAAUUGACUUACUGAAAAUUCAUCAGCUAGUAGACGUAAGGAGGCUCGUGAGAAGUCUAGCUAAGUAAAAUCAAUAGCAAUAUUUCUAAAUGAAUGAUAACUUUGCAUUUCAAUAAUGUGUUAAACCUAUAGUAUGGUUCAAAAUUAAUCUGAUUUUAGGGCCAAAGCUUGUCAUAUUAAGAGACCCAUCACUUUCCUACAAACUGGGAUUGCUCUCAGGGACUGAAAACAUGUGAAAGGUUUCCAAGACUCCUAAAUACCAUCAGAACUGCCCCACUAAAUUUUUUUGGUAAAACUUUCUGGCAGCCUUAUUGCACCAUCUAGUGUACAAUUCAUAGAUACCACAACAAAGGACUUUCAAGCCCUUUUUUCCUCCAUCAUUUAAAAGAAAAAUAUAGAGAACCCUUAACACUUAAGGGUUACUAGACUUAUAACUUUCCAGGAACUUUAUUUUGACUUUUUUUUAAUAGAGACUUUU